AUGACCUUUCCAAAAAGUUUUUCUUUUUUAUUACCUAAAAAUUUAUUAUUUUUUAACAAAAGACUAUUAAUAAUUAAAACAAUAAAGACAACAAAAACUUUAUUGACAAAAACAACUUUAACAAUGGAAGAUACAGAAGAUGUUAGAGAAAUUACUAUUGAACCGGAAGGGCUCUCAGCAUUACUUGGAAUCCCUUUGGGUGCCCGUUCUAUUGUUAUUUUUGCCCACGGUAGUGGAAGUGGAAGAUUAAGUCCAAGGAAUAAUUAUGUUGCUGCUGAAUUGAGGCGGGCAGGAAUGGCUACACUUUUAUUGGAUUUACUUAGACCUGAAGAAGAGGCUAUUCGGCAAAAUGUUUUUGAUAUUCCUCUUUUGGCUUCUCGACUUAAUCGAGCUUCAGAAUGGGUGCAUUCUAAUGUUGAAACAGAAACAUUCACGCAAGGAUAUUUUGGGGCUAGUACUGGUGCAGGUGCAGCUUUAAUGGCAGUUGCAUCUGCCAAUCCAGAAAUCAAAAUAAAAACAGUAGUUUCCCGUGGUGGCCGUCCUGAUUUGGCUAUACCUGUUUUGGAUAAAGUAACUAUACCUACUUUAAUGCUUGUUGGAAGUUUGGAUGAACCAGUUAUUGGAAUGAAUCAAAGGGCAAUUGAAGCACUUGUUAAUUGUAAAGAAAAAGAAUUAAUUAUUGUUGAAGGGGCGACACAUCUUUUUGAGGAAGCUGGGACUUUAGAUCAUGUAGUGCAACAUGCAAAGUACUUAUGUUCAAUUAUUCGAAAUAAAUUGAUGAAUUAUUUGAUUGCGUUAAUUAAGUUGAAAGCAACUUUUCUAGAUAAAAAAAUUAGUUCCCUUAAAUUAUUAAAAUUUAUUCGGAUCUAUAGCGAUUUGGAAUAG
This is a messenger RNA of Meloidogyne enterolobii, 885 nucleotides long. NCBI's taxonomy places the organism in Eukaryota, Metazoa, Nematoda, Chromadorea, Rhabditida, Meloidogynidae. The record is from the annotation of a GenBank genome assembly.